Messenger RNA from Saprolegnia diclina VS20, 1041 nucleotides. RefSeq lists its product as hypothetical. Gene Ontology annotation, molecular function: peptidase activity. The record is from RefSeq and is a predicted model, not a curated record. Bases 1 to 1041 code for a protein of 346 amino acids. NCBI's taxonomy places the organism in Eukaryota, Oomycota, Saprolegniomycetes, Saprolegniales, Saprolegniaceae. The transcript is spliced from 2 exons.
AUGGCCGCGCUCUCGCCCGUGUCCCGCGUCGUCCUCGUCGUGGGCCUCGUCGCCGCGCCGCUGUACCUCGCGGCGACGUCACUCUCAGCGCUCCUCGUGCUCGCUGUGCUCUACAUGCCGCCCGCCGCGCUCUUUGGCUGGAUGUACCUCUCGGCAAAAGCGCGGGCAACGUCCAAGGUCAACUGGGACAUGCUCUUCCGCGUCUUCUGCGGCGGUCUCUGCCCCGGCGUCCUGCUCGCCAUGGUCGUCGAGUCGGUCCUCACAGCAGCGCUCUUCUUCCUCUGCAUCGACUCGGCCGACGUCUUUGCGCAGUACGAGCGGUACGGCUCGGCGCACCCGAAUGCCACGUCGACCGAGAUCCUCUCGCACCUGCACAUUGGCCACACGCUGGGCUUCUUCGUCUUUGUCUUUUGCCUGGCGUUUGUUGUCGCGGGCCUGGUCGAAGAGUAUCUCAAAUAUUGGCUCGUGAAAGGCCGCUGCUGCAUUGCGUCGGGCUUUUGCACGCCUUUGACGUCGCCCCACAUUGUCGACCCGUUCUACACCGUCCUUUGCUUUGCCGCUGCUGGCUGCGGCUUUGCCACCUUCGAAAACAUGGGCUAUGCCUUCACGCAAGCGACGUUCGAGCCGCAGCUGCAGACCGCGCUUCUCCGCGGGCUCCUCGCCACGCCCUUGCACGUGCUCUGUACGAGCCUCACGGGCAUGCGGGUCGUCGCUGCCGAGCUGCGCAAGGCCCAAGCGCCGUUGGAGCCAGCAUCAACGUGCCAGGCGCUGGUCGCCACGAUCCGCUGCAUCUUGCCGGCGGUGGUGCUCCACGGCGUGUACGACUUUCAGAUGUUUGUAUGCACGGCCCUCUUGCCCGAGUCGACGUACGCAUCGAUGCUCAUGGGCGCGCUCUGCCUCGUCCUCGGGGCGUGGUAUGUCUAUCGCCUCUAUACCUUUAUCAACUGGGACUACCAAGUCCUCGACUACAGCGACGCUGCAGUGCACGCAAUGGAGACGGGCGCCGAGCUGCAGCCACCAACACCCGGCCACGUGCUGUAG